ACCACCAGGAACCCAAGAUUCCCUUCCUUAGUGCCUUGGUACACGCCCACCUACGUUAAGGCCAGCCCCAUCGGUGCGCGUUUGUUUCUGUCGCACGCUUCUCACGCCAACGGCAGGGGGGGGUCGACGCAGUCGGCCUCGCGCGCGGGUGGGAUGGAUGGGACAGGACCGGAGGGCUCCUCGAGAGGAGAGGGUGGGAAUGGGAUCGAGGCGGACCGGGUGAGUAAUAAUGUGGGAGCGAUUACCGAGUGAUUGAGUAACCCGGCGGCCGCGCGAGCGACGGAGAGGUAUGAGCGAAUGGGUGAGGGGUCGAUGGACAGGUGGACGGACGGAUUGACCGGCGGAUGGCAGGACGGGUGGUAUGGACGAGAGAGAAGAAGAAACGAAAACUUGAUGAGGUCGGGCACGGAUGAAGAGGGGGGUGUAUUAUGGUAUGAUGAGCAUGUAUGUACCGGCUCCCCUCCCUACCUACCUGCCUACCUGAGCUCAAGAGACACACACACAUUCUCUCUCUCGCGCACACACACACACACACACGCACGCACACACGAGAAUACGACAUACACCGGGUGUACACGCUAUACAUCUUCUACGGCUCUUGUGGUUUCCAGCUGCCGACCUCCCCCGUUCCCUCUCCACGUGCGUGUAAGCAUUUUGUCAUGGUGGCAGAUGAGAGUGUGGGCGUAUCGAGGCGCUGCACACCCGGUUUAUAACGUCCGCUACGUAGGAGGUGCCGCUUCGAAUCUCGGGACGCCUUCGACGAGAGAGGCCAUACACACACACGCACGUAGAAAAGGUUGGCAUUACGAGUCGAUCCCCCGGGCCCCGCUUGGUCUCGCCCAGCUCGUGCUUCCUUCUCGCGCUCCUCACGACGCCAUUCGAUCUCUUGGCAAUGUCACUUUAGGUUAUCGUUCGCUGUGCGGAGUUGAGAGGGGGAACCUAGAAUGGUGAGUAAUCGGGACACAGGCGUCACAUAGCACAGGAACGAGAGCCAGCUCCAUGCCCGCUGUCCCGUCCGCGUCGGGUUAUGCUCGAAGGGCAUUGUGAUCAUCGUGGCCAGUACGAUCGCUGCGGUCCGCCACGGCCCAUCGAUCGGAGGAGGGAAU
Messenger RNA from Durotheca rogersii, 1106 nucleotides. RefSeq lists its product as uncharacterized. Lineage: Eukaryota; Fungi; Ascomycota; Sordariomycetes; Xylariales; Xylariaceae. The record is from RefSeq and is a predicted model, not a curated record. Bases 298 to 951 code for a protein of 217 amino acids. The transcript has a single exon.